Cylindrotheca closterium is the source of this 1032-nucleotide messenger RNA. The record is from the annotation of a GenBank genome assembly. Lineage: Eukaryota; Bacillariophyta; Bacillariophyceae; Bacillariales; Bacillariaceae.
AUGAUUGCUGCGGGAUACCGCAUUACCAUGGAUACUGAUUUUGACAAUGCCUUUGUUGUGCAUUGCAAUGGAGACAGACAGAUGCGAUUUGUGAAUCGUAAGGGUGUAUAUGUGUUGGAGCAACUUGGAGCGGAUAUCGAACCAGGUGCCAAAGAGACAAGUGCGAUGUAUCGUCGCCAGUUAAACAGCGUAAAUAAACAACCCCAUCUCGAACUUUCUUCAAAACAGAAUGGAUAUGCUGGACUUGGGAUGCUCCGGAGUGGAAAUGGCACUUCUGGUACUACUGAUGUACCCGGCUCUUAUGUGGUACGAGGCAGAUCUGUUGCUGAUGGACGAUCUAACGGUAGAAUUACAGGAUGGAACCUUGCACAAGUACGUGUAAGACCGAUUCUGAAGAAGAAAGCAGUCUCCACUGAAGACAGAGGAGAGUUGCUAAUGAAGAAAUGGCAAGCACAACUAGAAGCUGCCAGUACUUUCAAGGACGAUGACAGCAUGGUCAGCGAUGGAAGCUUGAACAUGCAGAUCUACAAGUCGACCUCGAAGAUGGAUUCAUUGAAGCACUGUUCUCAAUGGACCAAAGACAACAAGAAACCUUUCAAGUCCAAUGGAAGUAAGCACUGGGAUAUCGAUCUUGGUGUGCAUCUUGAUUCUGGAUCUACGUUUAGCCUACGAAUGAACGAAGAUUACGCCAAACCGGGCACUGUGUCUGACCUGGAUUACAUGUUCUACGGUACGAACACUGGCCAACGUGAUCUGCAUCAGCAGGUCGAAUCAAGUAUUAUCGACGGACACACUUGCUUGCUUGAUACUGAAGCGCAAUGUAACCUUGAUAGUUUAUCCGAGCUUGUGAAGCUUGGAUUCCGUGACGUUAUGGACACUGAUAUUGAAAACUCCUUCAUCGUUACGAAGGGGGAACAACGAAUGAGAUAUGUGCAUCGAAACGGAUUGUAUACUUUUGUACCCGAUGGUAGGGCAGAAAGUGAUGAGGGAUCCGAAUACUCAUGGUGUGAUAUACUGAGUUUCAGUACCUAG